This is a messenger RNA of Marchantia polymorpha subsp. ruderalis, 417 nucleotides long. The record is from the annotation of a GenBank genome assembly. Lineage: Eukaryota; Viridiplantae; Streptophyta; Marchantiopsida; Marchantiales; Marchantiaceae.
AUGCCCCCAAGCAACCAGGCAGAGGAUGAAUGUCGAGAGAAGCAGGAAGGACGAGUUGCGGUCAAGGGAUUUAUGGCCUCCGAGACGCCGAGGUUUUGCACAGCAGCCCCCUCGCUCGGCCCCUCUCCCUUCCCCGGGCCCCACUCCCAGCCCUCCCCUCCCUCCCCUCUCUCCCCUCUCUCACUGCCCUCUCUCGCUAAUUCACUGCUGCCUGCCUGGGCUCUCCAAAACGAUCCAGCGGUAACUUUACGAUCAUUCACCCACCGGACAACGCAGCCUCGGCCCGAGCCUCUCCUGCCCGCCCCUACUCCCUACUUUUCCACACCCUUUCGGCUCCGUCCCUCGAAUCCCUUCCCUAAAGUUUUUCCCGUCGGCCCUGAGAGACGGGGAGAGACUCCCGGUGGGUUCCAGCUCUGA